Eutrema salsugineum is the source of this 601-nucleotide messenger RNA. Its product is annotated as copper transport protein ATX1. The record is from RefSeq and is a predicted model, not a curated record. NCBI's taxonomy places the organism in Eukaryota, Viridiplantae, Streptophyta, Magnoliopsida, Brassicales, Brassicaceae. Gene Ontology annotation, molecular function: metal ion binding. The coding region runs from base 174 to 404 and encodes 76 amino acids. The transcript has 3 exons.
UUUUGUUUUCAGUCAUAUCGCAAUCAUUAGAUUGCCUUGACUUGAACACAGCCAUAUCCUUUCAAAACAUAAAUCGCAUCAACUUUAUCAUUGCAAUCUCUCCUCUCUCUCUUUCUCUUUCUCUCUCUCUCUCGCCUUCGCUGUGGUUUAAAUUUCGGUGAGAGAUCGAAGCUAUGUCUCAGACCGUUGUUCUCAGAGUGGCUAUGUCAUGCGAGGGAUGUGUUGGAGCUGUGAAAAGAGUCCUCGGAAAGAUGGAAGGCGUGGAGUCAUUUGACGUGGAUAUAAAGGAGCAAAAAGUGACAGUGAAAGGCAACGUGCAGCCAGACGCGGUUUUGCAGACAGUAUCAAAAACAGGAAAGAAAUCGGCUUUUUGGGACGCCGAGGCUGAGUCCGCCAAGGCCUAAGGAGAAGCAGAGCAUUUCAUGCGACUCUGUUUUUCUAAUAUCUCUAUGGAAUCUUUUUCUUUUUUUUUCUACUAUUUACUAUGACUUGUGGCUGAGCAUUGCUGCCUUCUAUUAGUUAUUGAAAUGCUUUCCUUAGAAACGUUGUAUCCCAAGAUAUAAUAUCCUCCAUCAAAUGCAAAAGGUUCUUUAGUUAUCUU